UGCGUAUGUGUGUUCCUGUGUGUGUCCCCUCCCACCCCCCAGGUAAAGGGGACCUGAUCGGCAGUGACUCCCUGACCAAGAAGCAGGUGAUUAAGACCAAUGCCAACGUGAAGGCUCUGACCUACUGUGACCUGCAGUACAUCAGUCUGAAGGGGCUGAGGGAGGUGCUCCGGCUCUACCCAGAGUACGCCCAGAAGUUCAUCUCUGAGAUACAACAUGAUCUGACCUAUAACCUCAGAGAGGGUCACGGAGCUGACGUGGACUGGGAGAGUAAUGGAAGUCUGGUGAAGAAGCUGUCUUCCAUUAAGGAGGAUGAGGAGGGUGAUGAAGAGCAGAGCUCUGUGUCGCGUGCCCCCCGUUCCCCUCGACGUCUGACAAGGGUUCUCAACUCGCCCCUGCGUUCGCCCCUGCUGCACCCUCGGCCCUUCCGCCCCCCCUCAGAACACACUCGCCCCGCCACCCUGCAGAUACCUGUGGUCAGCUUAAGCAAUGCACCGCCGGAGCUUAGUCCAAGGUUUGUGGAUGGUAUUGAGACAGAGAGCAGUGUGAACUCAUCCCAGAAGUUUGAGUUUAGCUCCAGUCUGCUACACAGUGGUCAACCAUCCCCAGGACUAGGGCUCCAGGAGAAGUCAGAGAUCAAGCAGAGUAUUUCUAAGCUGAGUGACGAGAUGAGCGCUCUCUCCCAGCAAGUCUCUCAUCUCAGCCAGGAGCUAAAGGAAAUUACUCGCCUGCUCCGGCCCCUCCUCCUCGUGGCACCUCAGCCAAUCCUGACGGCCAUGACGCCCAUCCUGACUCCACCCCCCAGCAGUGCCAGCCAACCGUCCUCCAACACACCUCUGGUGGUCCCACCUCCAGCCCCACCCUGCUCCCCAUCGCCCCACCUCCAACGAACGCAGUCCUGCUCGCUAUUGGACAUGGACAGUGCUGACACGGGGAGCGUGGGCCUGCCAAGUUGCCUCCUCCCAACCCCCCCUCCACAGAGGCCUCCAGCCCAGAACCAGACCCAGUCUCCAAUCUCCCCAGAGAGAAGUUCCAAGGACUUAUCAAACUCCAACCCCCCUUCCCCUGGGACAGGAGACAUAGAGGGGUCACCCCACCUCUCCAACCACUCCAACAACCACACUACCUCCAGCAACGGUUUCCUUCCCUCUGCCCAGGACCGAUGUACCCUAGCCUCCAGCACCACGUCCCCCUCCCUCUCCUUGUCUCUCUCCUCCUCCCCCUCCUGCUCUCCCUGCCAGGGCCCCCAUCACUUGCGAUCUGGCAGUCACAGCAGGUGCCUGCUCCCCCCGCACCCCUCCCAGGACAACACGCCCCCCCCUUCCUCCCAUUGCUCCGCUCCCCCGUCAAUCAGCUCCUCGCCUGGAGACCAUAGGCUGAAGUUGGUCUGCCCCUCUUCCUCCUCCACUCCCCUCAUCCCUCCCCUGUCCUGUCCUUACCCCUCAACCCUCUCCCUGGGCCCGUUCACCCUGGACUCUCUGAGGGGGGAGAAGCAGGGGGGCCCCAGACUGGAGGGAGGACACCUGGAGCUGGAGAUGCAGGAGUGGGGAGGAGAGAGGGGGGAGAGACGCUCCCAGAUGAUGGAACACAUCAGCUACAUCGACGAGGAAGGGCCAGCUCUGUGACAGAGAGGCAGAUUACAUGCAAGAAGAAACAGCAGAGGAGACAGAAUGAAGAGGAGAAGAGAGGAGAGUAUGUAGCCUGCUCGUCCAGAAAGCAACAAUGAACCUGUGAGACACAGACAGACAGACAGACAGACAGUUGAAAAGACAGACAGACAGUUGAAAAGACAGACAGACAGUCAGGGGAUCAAAAUAUCUGUAACUGGUGGAAACCAAUAGCAUCACUGAAAAAUAUCCCACCAGGACAGUAGCAAGACACCAAAUCUAACAGUAGUCUGACCAGGUCCUCUGGUCAUGUUCCGGUCAUGUUAAAGCAACACAUCCUCCUCUGUCUAUGGACUUCAUGAUGUCAUAAGUGAAAUGUGCAUCCCUACCCCCUACUCCUCUCCUGGCCAAAUUUGUCCAACCAACCACCCCUUCAUGACAUCACAUAUACAGUAUAUAGGACUGGGAAUGUCAUCUCUUAUUCAACCUCUGUCGUCUGGAUUCAACAUUAUACUUACAUCUAUUGCUUGGAUAUCAAUCGUGGCUGAUUUCAAAUGAGAAAUUUCAUUUAUCUUCAUCUUAAUAUUUCUUCAGAGUUUCUCAUGUUUCUCUGCUACUUGUAAUAUGCUGGUGAUUUGUUACAUACAUCUCCACAAAUUACACACACACUUGCGCUGUGGUCUAACAUUAUGUGACAUCCUAAACGUGUCAAUCCAGCCUACACACCGUCGUUUCACUCCCUCCAACAAGUGACCAUAUUCAACACAAGACAAUCAGUGAGCUUACAAAACACAUGGAACCCACCAAAAUAUGAAGACAACACCGCAGUAGGUCUUGAUAGGGAGAGGGAGCCAGUGUGCCAAAGACAGGCUAGGUUUAGGUUUAGGAAGCCAUGCAUACUGGUGGGUGAGCGGAAUAUUCAGUAAGUCUAUGAGUGUAAACCAGAAUGCCAGAUUGUACAGUGACUGAGUUCCCACAUCAACUCAAGCUUUAGCCAUCCAGCCAUUCGUGCCUUCUCCUUGGAACACACACUGCUAGUCGUACACAUAUCAUAUUGCAAACAUCCAUUCUUUCACAUAUCAUCCACAACUGGUGAUUAUGUUGUGAUUUACAAGCUAUUGACCAUUAUGAACGCUGCACUGUUAUUUAGAAAAGUCACUUAUUUUAUAUACAGUGCUAUGAAAAAUUAUUUGCCCCCUUUCUAAUUUUCUCUACUUUUG
Molecule: messenger RNA, 2827 nt
Organism: Coregonus clupeaformis (lake whitefish)
Lineage: Eukaryota; Metazoa; Chordata; Actinopteri; Salmoniformes; Salmonidae
Product: potassium voltage-gated channel subfamily H member 8-like
Exons: 5
Coding region: 6-1625 (539 amino acids)
Biological process (GO): potassium ion transmembrane transport; regulation of membrane potential
Molecular function (GO): voltage-gated potassium channel activity
Source: RefSeq, a predicted model, not a curated record